Messenger RNA from Andrographis paniculata, 3858 nucleotides. RefSeq names its product vacuolar protein sorting-associated protein 54, chloroplastic. Gene Ontology annotation, biological process: retrograde transport, endosome to Golgi; Golgi to vacuole transport. Lineage: Eukaryota; Viridiplantae; Streptophyta; Magnoliopsida; Lamiales; Acanthaceae. The coding region runs from base 329 to 3358 and encodes 1009 amino acids. The record is from RefSeq and is a predicted model, not a curated record. The transcript is spliced from 18 exons. Gene Ontology annotation, molecular function: syntaxin binding. Gene Ontology annotation, cellular component: GARP complex.
CAUUUGGCAUCUGAUCUCGCGUCGCAUGGUCUGAGAGGAGAGAUCUGCCCGGGGCAAGCAAGCCACUCCACUCUCCACCCCACCACCCAGCUUCUUCAUUUCAUGUCUUCCUCCUUCGUCUGCUAUUCUGAUUCAAUAUCUCUUCUUUCCUUCUCCUCCAAGCCCCUUGCCGUUGGGAUCGCAUCAAAUCACAUCACAUCGAGUCCCGCCUCCGCCUUCUUGUCUUCUCAAGAAACCCAUUUGGGGUUUUCCGAUACAUCAUCUUCUUUCUCUGUCUCUCUUUGCAUGCUCUUUUCCUCGAUUUCGAUUUCGAUUUCUUGGAUCAGCAAUGGAUUCAACGCCUGCCCAAUCACCGGGAAGAUCGCCUGAAGUUUACUCCAAGAAGCAAUCCAAUUAUACAUCUGCAUCCUCAUUUUCCAAAUCGAUUUCCGAUGUCAGCAGCCAGAGCUUCUCCUCAAUCCUCAACAACCCUAACCCUUCCUCCUCCGUCGUCGGCUGGUGGUCCUCCUCCGCUGCCGUUCCCGCACCCGAAUUCGCUCCUCUUCCCGCCGCCCCCAAAGCUGGAUCUGAAAUUGCCCGAUCCGAUUUCCAGACUUACCUCUCCGCCGUUUCUGAAUCCCACUCUCGAUUCGUUGACAUUCUCAGACAGCAUGACAGGGAUAACCAGGGGCACGAUGGCCCUUUUACUGGUGGCGCCGCGGGGGAGGCAUUGGUGGCCUGCCUGAGGGAGGUUCCCGCUUUGUAUUUUAAAGAAGAUUUUCAGUUGGAGGAUGGUGCCACGUUCAGAGCGGCUUGCCCUUUCCAAACGAUGUCGGAGAAUGUCGCAUUGCAGGAGAGAUUGUCGCAAUAUCUAGAUGUCGUGGAGUUGCAUUUGGUGAGGGAGAUUUCCAUGCGAUCGAGCUCGUUUUUUGAGGCGCAGGUGCAGUUGGAAGAUUUGAAUGGCAAGAUUGUCCAAGGGUGCCGGAGGGUUAAGGAGUUGAAGGAGACGAUCAGGCUUCUUGACUCUAAUUUGGUUGGUUCGGCAAGGAGAGUGCAGGAGCUGAGCAUGAAGCGUGAUGAUUUGCUCAAGUUGCAGAAUAAACUAAGGCUCGUGUUAUCUGUUAACCAGGCAGUCUCCACUCUUCAGUUACUUGUUGCAUCUGCAGAUUGUAUUGGAGCUUUAAAGAUUAUUGAUGACCUACAGUGUCUGUUGGAACGAGAUGAGCUUAUUGGCCUGCAUUGUUUUCGUCACCUUCGUGACCAUGUAAUUGCUUCAGUAGAUUCAAUUAACAGCAUUCUUGCAGCAGAAUUUAUCCGCUCAUCUCUGCGUGGGUCUGAAAAUACAGAUGCAUCAAUACCAUCUGCAUUCACUUCUGAUGGGCUAUAUGAUGAAGAUAAAUUGGAGGAAGAACGAAGGUCUAAUUUUCAAGAUCAGCUUCUUCCCCUUGUCAUUGGAUUGCUGAGAACAGGAAAAUUACCAGCUGUAUUGAGAAUGUAUCGUGAUACACUGGCUUCUGAUAUAAAGACUUCUGUCAAGGUGACAGUUUUGAAUAUGCCACUAGAGUCAGGUUCUUUCUCUGGAGAGGGUAUAGUGGAUAAUGAUGGUGGAGGCUCGUCACUUGGAAGUAAGUUGAAAAGCCUGUCACCUGAUGGCUUCCUGAGACUUUUGGAGGAAAUUUUCAAGAUUGUACAGACUCGCUUAGUGCGAGCUUCUGAAGUUAAAAGAGCUAUUGAAGGGAUUAUGGCCAAUCCCCAUGGGCACUAUGCUGCUGCUUCUGUUGCUGCUGCCAUUGCUCAUGGAGCAACAGCUACAGAAGUGACCAAUGAUAAAGAUAGUCAUGCCAGUUUGUUUUCACCACAAUCUUCCCAAAAUGCUAGCAUGGUGGUACCCAUCCAUGGAGGAGGAUAUGAUACUGCGAGUCCAAAUCUUUCCAAAAAUUUCAGAGCUGAUAUUUUAAGAGAAAAUGCAGAGGCUCUAUUUGCAGCUUGUGAUGCUGCUCAUGGAAGAUGGGCAAAAAUUGUUGGAAUUCGUUCUCAAAUUCAUCCAAAACUGAAGUUGCAGGACUUCCUUAGUGUUUAUAACAUAAGCCAAGAAUUUAUAAGUUCCACAGAGAAGAUUGGUGGGAGGUUGGGAUACAGCAUUCGUGGAACGAUCCAAUCACAAGCUAAAUCCUUCAUUGAAUUCCAGCAUGAAUCUCGAAUGGUUAAGAUGAGAGCCUUACUUGACCAAGAAAAUUGGGCGGAGAUAGAUGUACCUGAUGAGUUUCAGAGCAUUGUCAACUCACUUUUUUCUUCAGAGCUUUUGGUUGCUGGAGAGACUGAUACAUCUUCUGAUGAUACUGCAUCAGGUUCUAGUCAAGUAGCACCACAUGGUGAUGGUUCCUUGGUGGAACCUGGUUCAUCAAACUCAUCCCAGCCUAAUGAGCAAUCUGAUUCUAAUGGGACAUAUGCUGAUCAUAUGCCAAAUGCUGAUUCAUUACGCUCUAAUGCAGCGGCAGAAAACAGCAAUUCUGGUGUUAGCACUUCUUCUCAUGCAAGUGGCAGCAUGAAAGAACGAGGAAAAUCUACUCAUAAAAUGCUUUAUUUUAAAGGUGUUGGCUAUCACAUGGUGAACUGUGGCUUAUAUUUGGUGAAGAUGAUGUCAGAAUAUGUGGAUAUGAAUAAUUGUUUACCCACACUCUCUGCGGAAGUUGUUCAUCGUGUUGCCGAGAUUUUGAAAACUUUCAAUUCAAGGACUGCUCAUCUUGUUCUUGGAGCGAAUGCCUUACAGGUAUCUGGCUUGAGGUCAAUUACUGCUAGACAUUUGGCUAUGGCCAGUCAAGUUAUAAGUUUCAUGCAUGCCAUCAUACCUGAAAUUAGGAGACUUCUCUUGCUCAAAGUGCCUGAUACGUACAAAGCUUUGUUGCAAUCAGAGCUUGAUCGAGUGGCAAUGGAUUAUAAAAAUCAUUGUGAUGAAAUUCACUCCAAGCUGGUUCAGAUAAUGAGAGAGAGGUUGUUGGUUCAUCUACGUAGCUUGCCUCAAAUUGUAGAGGCCUGGAAUAGAUCAGAGGAAGCAGAUUUACAGCCUAGUCAGUUUGCUCGGUCUCUCACCAAGGAGGUUGGAUAUCUUCUACGGACUUUAUCUAAGCACCUUCUCGAAGAGGAUGUUCAGGCUAUCUUUGGGCAAGUGGUUGUAAUUUUACAUUCUCAAAUUUCCGAUGCAUUUUCGCGUCUAGAGAUAAAAACGCCACAAGCAAAAAGCAGCCUUCUGUGUGACGUCCAGCAUUUACUUGGAUGCAUAAGAACGCUGCCGUCUCAAAAUUCAAGUAAAUCCAGUCCACAAAACUGGGGGCUGCUUGAUGAAUUCGCACAGAAUUUUGGCCCCGAGCCUGUGGAGUAAAAUUGGCUGAAGUUUAUAUGCAAUACACACAAUUUGAUCUAUCUUUUUUCAUACAUAUAAUGGGGUGGAGAGGAGAUUGGGUGUACUCGAUGGGAUUGUAUGCAGACACUGCGGAUGAACCGAAGCUGUUUUGCGCAAGGAGGUAAGCGAUGAUGAGGUGCCGUGGUUUUGGAACAAGAAGAGCCAAAAGGGAGGGAGAGCUCAUUGUGAAUUUGGCCUUGUAAUCUGAACCAAGUAACCACCUUUGAUCUCUCAUUGUGUUUGUAAUUGAUUUUUUUUUUUUUUUUUUUUUUUUUUUUUUUUUUUGUUUUAAAUUCCCAGGGUAUAAGUUGAAUCUGAGCAGUCACUGGGGAGGGAGAGGGAGAGGGAGAGUGAUGUUUUGGACUAGGGUAGUUGUAGAAGAAGAUGGAGUUAUAAUUCUUUUUGUAACGUAAACAAACGAUUCCUGCUCUGCUGUAUUAUUAUUAUUAUUAUUAUUAUUAUUGUUAUUAUUUUUAAUA